Molecule: messenger RNA, 912 nt
Organism: Cornus florida
Lineage: Eukaryota; Viridiplantae; Streptophyta; Magnoliopsida; Cornales; Cornaceae
Exons: 2
Coding region: 1-912 (303 amino acids)
Source: RefSeq, a predicted model, not a curated record
AUGGUCAGUGAAUUGACUUUCUUUCUAGGUCUCCAAGUGAAACUUAAUAAUGGCAUUUUCAUAGCUCAAUCAAAAUAUGUAAAGGAGCUAGUUAAGAAAUUUGGUAUGAAAGAUUCAAAGCAUGUUCAAACUCUUAUUAGUACUUCAUCCAAAUUGGAUAAAGACUCUGAUCCUAACAAGGUUGAUCAUUUCUUUUAUAGGAGUAUAAUUGGUAGCUUAUUGUAUUUGGCAGCAACUAGGCCAGAUAUUUCAUUUAGUGUAGGUGUUUGUGCUAAGUAUCAAGCUGAUCCUAGAGAACAACAUAUUCUUACAGUCAAGCGCAUUAUUCGUUAUGUCAAUAGUACAUUGAAUUAUGGAUUGCGUUAUUCUUCUGAAUCUAAUUCUGAGAUUGCAGGCUAUACUGAUGUUGAUUGGGCUGAUAACAAGGAUGAUAGAAAGAGUACUUCAUGUGGUUGUUUCUAUGUUGGUACUAAUCUUGUUUUAUGGUAUAAUAAGAAGCAAAAUUGCAUAUCUUUAUCAUCUUGUGAAGCUAAAUACAUUGUUGCUGGAAAUUGUUGCACACAAUUGUUUUGGAUGAAACAGAUACUUCUGGAUUAUGGAGUUGAUCAAGGUUCACACAAUGAUAUUAAUGUGCUGGAUCAUUCUCUGGUAUUCGACAAUAUCGUCACUGGCCAAAUGCCUCCGGUUAAUUUCGUUAUGAAUGGCCAUUACCAUAGAAUGGGGUAUUACCUAUCUGAUGGUAUAUACCCUAAGUGGACAACUUUGAUACAGACCAUCCUGCACCCAACUCUAGCGAAAGAAGAACUUUUUGCUCAGAGACAAGAGGCCUACAAGGAAAGAUGUGGAACAAGCUUUUGGAGUUUAGCAGAUCAAGUGGGCAAUAACGCAAGCACCAGUGCAUUUUUAGAAUAA